Molecule: messenger RNA, 537 nt
Organism: Puccinia graminis f. sp. tritici CRL 75-36-700-3
Lineage: Eukaryota; Fungi; Basidiomycota; Pucciniomycetes; Pucciniales; Pucciniaceae
Exons: 1
Coding region: 1-537 (178 amino acids)
Source: RefSeq, a predicted model, not a curated record
AUGACGACCAUACCUCGCAAGGGAGCGGUCGAGAAUCAGACAACGAACUUAGAAGACCUGCGUCCGAGUACGGAGACAGAGACAGCUAUGGACGUCGACGAGCUCGACCCCGAAUGCUCUGCAGCUACCCAGAAACGCCCUACCACGCCGGAAAUUCGGGUCCUCUCGAAGGAGGACCAAAUCAAACUCCGGGUGAAAGAGCACGUCGGGCUCUGGAAGCAAUGCCAAGUAGCAUCCAGAGAAGGUCCGACGGAAAGGCUCAGAGCCUUACUGACUAUGGCUCAGGAGAGUCAGAAAGGUCUUCAGAAACUCAUAGACAAUUCCGAGAUCGAGAGUUACGUCAAGGGAUGGAACCCUUGGGAAGAGAAAAAAAUCCACUUCCCAUCUCCUCCAAAGAAGUCACUCAUGAAGUUCAAGAAGACCGAAGCGGGAAAGAAACAGAGCUCGAACACCGUCAAUUACUCCGACCCUGCCAAAUGGAAGAAGGUGGCGGAUCUGCUCAAAAUAGCCGACGGCCUAUACCAGAACCUCAACUGA